Rhagoletis zephyria (snowberry fruit fly) is the source of this 546-nucleotide messenger RNA. Lineage: Eukaryota; Metazoa; Arthropoda; Insecta; Diptera; Tephritidae. The record is from RefSeq and is a predicted model, not a curated record.
AUGGGUCUCACAAUUUCCAGUCUAUUUACUCGCCUUUUCGGCAAAAAGCAAGUCCGAAUUUUGAUGGUUGGACUAGAUGCAGCUGGUAAAACUACCAUCUUGUACAAGCUGAAGUUGGGCGAAAUUGUGACCACCAUUCCAACAAUUGGCUUCAACGUUGAAACGGUGGAGUACAAAAACAUCAGUUUUACCGUUUGGGAUGUCGGUGGCCAGGACAAAAUUCGACCUCUGUGGCGCCACUAUUUCCAAAACACCCAAGGCCUCAUUUUUGUGGUGGACAGCAACGACAGAGAGCGUAUCGCCGAAGCCGCAGAUGAGCUGCAACGGAUGCUGAAUGAAGAUGAACUUCGCGAUGCCAUUUUGCUGGUUUUUGCAAACAAGCAAGAUCUUCCGCAAGCGAUGCCUGCAGCCGAGCUGACAGAACGCCUAGGUCUAAACAAUUUGCGUGGCCGCCGCUGGUAUAUUCAAUCCACUUGCGCCACCCAGGGACAGGGUCUCUACGAAGGUCUCGACUGGCUCAGCAAUGAAGUGGCCAAACUUGGUUGA